Molecule: messenger RNA, 1896 nt
Organism: Aspergillus mulundensis
Lineage: Eukaryota; Fungi; Ascomycota; Eurotiomycetes; Eurotiales; Aspergillaceae
Product: GMC family oxidoreductase
Exons: 2
Coding region: 1-1896 (631 amino acids)
Molecular function (GO): flavin adenine dinucleotide binding; oxidoreductase activity, acting on CH-OH group of donors
Source: RefSeq, a predicted model, not a curated record
AUGACCGAUCCCAAACUCAACGGCAACGCUCCUCCCUCCCCCGUCUCCUCAAUCGACGAAUUCACCUCCACCCCCUUCGACUUCAUCAUCUGCGGCGGCGGCACAGCCGGCCUCGCCGUCGCCGCCCGUCUAAGCGAGAAUCCCAGCGUCAACGUGGGAAUCGUCGAAGCAGGCAAGUACAAGAUCGGCGACCCGCUCGUCGACACCCCGGCAACCUUCAUGCACAUGUUCGAGGACCCCGAGUACGACUGGUGUCUGUAUACCGCGCCGCAGCCCGGAAACAACAACAAGGUCCACCAUAUUCCCCGUGGAAAACUCCUCGGCGGCUCAAGCGGCAUCAACUACAUGAUGUACGUCCGCGGCUCGCUGCAGGACUACGACGACUGGGCGGCUCUUACCGGUGAUCAGGGCUGGUCUGCGGCGAGUAUGAAGAGGUACAUGCGGAAGCAUCAGGUCCACCUCCCCUAUUCCAACAAAAGAACACGGUCUAACAUGCGAGUCCAGACCCUCGAACCCAUAAAUGCCGCAUCGCCGCUGGCCCCCGAACACCACGGCACAACGGGCCCUAUAAGGACCAGCUUCAACGACGCCCUCCUGCCCAUAGAGCACGACUUCGUGAAAGCCUGCGGGGCCACUGCAAACCUUCCCGACAUGCCUCUCGACGCCUGGAGCGGCGACCACAUCGGCUUCUACCACACGCUCGGCGCCGUGGCACGCACAGGGCCAAACAAGGGAAAACGAAGCUACGCGGGACGCGAGUACUACGAAGCAAACCGGUCCCGACCCAACCUGAAGCUUCUCUGCGAAGCCCGGGUCAACAAAGUACUCUUGGACGGGACCAGAGCAACAGGAGUGAGCGUCACCUUCCAGGGGACUGAGUACACAAUCCGCGCAAGCCGCGAGGUGAUCGUCUGCGGCGGGACAAUCCAAUCCCCGCAGAUCCUAGAACUCUCAGGGAUCGGCGACCCAGAUGUUCUGGACGCAGCGGGCGUAAACUGUCUCAUCGAGAACCGCGGCGUCGGCGCAAACGUCCAGGAUCACAGCCUCACCGUGAUCAUCUGGUCGAUGCAGCCGGGCACCAUAACGACAGAUACUUUGGCACAAGUCCCCGACGCCGCGAGCGCCGCAGCAAAGCAGUACGUCGAGACCGGGACGGGGCCUUUAAGCUCGAUCGCAAGCACGCAGGGCUUCAUCCCGGCACGCAGCAUCCUGUCGCCCUCGGAACUCGACGACAUCGUGCAGAGUAUCCGCGCCAUCAAGCCUGUUUCUCCGUUCCACGAGAAACAGUUGGACCAGGUGGUGGCGCACCUGGAGAGCAACAUCUCCGCGAACCUGCAGCUCGUCUUCCUCCCUGGGACCGUCGAUAAAGACGGCGUCGAGCACCAGCGGGACCUGUUCAGGCCGCCGCCGCCGGGCGAGCCUGUUGGUGCGACGGCGGCGCUGUGUCUGCAGUACCCUGUGUCGAGGGGGUAUAUACACAUCCAGAAUAACGACCCCUCCACCCCACCCACAAUCCAACCAAACUACAUCACGCACGACGCAGACGUCACCGUCCUAGCUGCAUUCCUCCGCUGGGCGGAUAAAGUAUCCCACGCCUCUCCAUUGAACACCUCCAUCGCAAACCGCUCUCUCCCCGACCCCUCACUGGACCUGCAGGACCUGGAGCAAGCGAAGCAAGCUGUUCGCGAUGUUGUCGUGGGCGAGUACCACAUCUGCGGCUCUGUGGCGAUGGGCGAUGCACUGGACUCGAGGCUGCGCGUUAAAGGCGUGGAGGGACUGCGUGUCGUUGAUGCAAGCGUGUUUCCGAAUAAUGUGUCCGGGAAUAUCAUGAGUAGUGUGUAUGCUGUUGCGGAGCGGGGGGCGGAGAUUAUUAGGGAGGAUUGGGGGUUGGUUUGA